GCCUGGUCGACUGCAGUUUUUCUUCUGUUUUAAUUAAUUACGAGCUCCAUCGCGAGAAAUGGAUUAUUAUAUUAACGUUUCUUGGCAACAAAAGCAAAAAAGAUAAUCAGAGAAAAAGCGGCCGAUUUAAUUUCCUCUAGUAAACGAACCACUGCUUUCACAGUAGCAAAGAAAAAGGCAGAGGUUUUCAUUUUCCAACGGCGGGAACUCCCGGGUGUUUUCGACGUGUCGGGGUGAAACGUAUUCGGGUUCUUACGGGCAUUGGACAUUGAUGGAGUAAGGCGUACCCGGCGAGCAUUCGUCAACGGAAUCUCGAAGAUAUGACCAGAAAAUUACGCACGCCCGCUUCCUCCAUUGACGAUCUAAGCACACAUAACGUUCCCUUUGACGACCUAUUCGGCUUUGAGGAUGCUCGAAUGCGCCAAGAGGAACGAGAACGAGAGGCACGCCACGUGGAACUCGGCUUAAGACCUUGGAGGGUCUUCAUCAAUCACAUCGACAGCUACCAUGGGAAAAAAUUGGCAGAUUUUUUGCCCGAGCACUUUUACGAUGCUCCUCGCGCAGAUGAAGAUUUUCUUGGGGAGGAGGAGGAGGAUGAGGAUGUUGGGGAGGAACGCGUUUCCGGAUUCGACAAGACCGAAGUGGCUGCCACCAAGAGUGCUGAAAUGCCCAGGAAAUUCGAAGUAAUUGGCACGGUAAUGGAUCGCGAGUAUCGGAUACCGGAAGAUGUCACCAUGGUUAUUAAGUGCGAAGCCGAGAGAGAGUCAUUUUUAUCCGAGUUAAUGAAAUGUGGUUAUGUCAUCUAUGACAUCACUCACGAUGCAAGUCAGAUCGCCGAAGCUCAGUGGGCUCUUGAAGAAUUGGAAAAGAUGAAAGAGGAAACACCUAAGGCAUUUAAACGGAGCGAGGGAACUCGUCACUUUAUCCUAAUAUCCACGAUAAUGACUUGGGCCUUGACAAAGCCAUUGGACCCCGAAGAUCCGGAUCUACCUUUAACGGAAGCAGAUUUCCGAAAACGAAGACCGCAUCCCAAUUUUAAGGAGCACAUCCGGUGUGAAAAAAAUGUAACGUCGGUUAAAAAGAACACAAAAGUGGCGGACAAAUUUAAAUCGUUGGUCCUUUGUUGCGGAAUAACUUAUGGCGACGAGGAGGGUCCUCUGCAUUUUCUAUUCAAGAUGGCCUGGCAAAACGAGUCUUAUUUGCCAGUUUUUGGCCGAGGCAAUAAUAAAAUCCCUCUGCUGCACGUCCGCGAUAUCGUCUCGAGUGUCUUCAGGUUUUUGAGAGACUGGCCGAAAUUGCGGUACAUCGUCGCAGUGGAACAAGAGGCCGCAACGCAAAAAGCCAUCGUUAACACAAUCAGCAAAGGAUUGACAACGGGAAGGAUAAAAAGUAUCGCGAAAGAGGAGGCAUUUAUUUUACGGGACGUCACUCAGAAAAGUUACGACGUUAUGAAUUUGAACCUAGUAAUCGCUCCGGCUUACUUGGUCGAUCAGAAUUUAUCUUGGCACUUCGAGUUGCCUUUUAAGGACAAUUUAGAUGCGAUCGUCAAAGAGUACAAGAAUGCACGGAAUUUGCAUCCCGUUAAAGUGAUCGUCCUGGGACCUCCGGCAUCCGGAAAGACGCGCGUCGCCAAUUACAUCGCGAAACAUUAUCGAUUGCAUUACAUUUGCGUUAAGUCUUUGAUCGGAGAUACUGUCCAGAAGUUGAAUCGAGACAUCGAGGCUGCCAAAGUCAAAGACACGGUAGAGGAACAAAAUGACGAAGAGGAGGCCCUCGAAGACAUUGACGAGGACGACGAAGACGCAAACGAAACGGAAACCGGAGUCGAACAAUUACAAGAACAAUUGGAUGAGAUUCAAACCGCUCUAGCCAAGGGCAAUGGUCGUCUCGACGAUGAUUUGUUGAAUAAAAUCAUGCUACAACGUCUGUUAUCCAAAGAGUGUCAAAAUCAAGGAUACGUCCUGGAUGGAUACCCGAAGACGUUGGAACAGGCUAAGAGCCUUUUCGGGGUCGGGGACGAGGACGAGGAGAGGGAGGAAAUGGAAGUUCCUGGAGGAAAUGUCAAAAUUAUGCCGGAGCUGGUAAUUUCACUAGAAGCGCAUGACGAAUUUCUGAUAGAGCGAGUAAUCAACCUACCCGAGAAGGAAGUUCAGGGGACGCAUUACAUGGAAAGGGAGUUUCUCCGCCGCUUACGAGAAUACAGGGAGAGAAACACGCUCGACAACACCCCGUUGCAAUUUUUCGACGAGCUGGAAGUGCAUCCGCUAAUAAUACCCGUAGAGGACGACGUUUGCCCGGACAUGUUCCCGACGUUUCAUCGAUGCCUGGAAAAGCUCGGAGAGCCGCGAAAUUACGGACCGACACCCGAAGAAACGGAGGCGAGCAGAGAGCGGGAGGACGCGGUGGCGCUUGCGGCAAAGCUGGCGGAAGAGGCGCGGAAAGCUAGAGAGGACUCCGAGCGGAAAAAGGAACGCGUGGAAAAGAUGAUGGAAUGGACUAACCUCAUGGAAAAGCUGAAGGAGGAGGAAGAGGAGCGUCUCGGUAUUUCGAGCGAGCCUUUGCGACAAUAUCUCGUCAAGUACGUGUUUCCGACAUUGACGCGAGGCCUCAUAGAAGUCGCGAAAUUGCGACCCGAAGACCCAGUCGACUAUCUCGCCGAGUAUCUCUUCAAAGAGAACCCCGAGGGCAAGAUGUUCGAGCCCGACUACACGGAAACCAUGAGCCUGCUCUUGGACGCCAUAGAGCGUCUUCGGAAGGAUAUCCUGCCGCUCGGCGAACUCGACGAGGACGCGAGGACCUGCCUGAAAAGGGACGAGGCCUCCGAGAAGCCCGAGACCGACCAAUCGGGGAUUACCGACGCCGACCCGACGUUAAUCGCGGGGGGCACCUCCGUUCCCGGUGGAGGCGAAGCUCGUGAUCGACCCUGAAGACGAAACUCGAUCGACCGAUUGGAAGUUGAAGCGCGCGAUAUUUGUUUAAUACCUGUCCACCAAAUUAGGCGUAUUUACAUACGGAAGUAAAUAGAGGUCGAAACGCGAAAACGAGAGGCCAGCCGCACAUUACGAAAACCUUUUUCGCGACCCCGUCCGGAUUUCGCGACAUUUUGGAGACGCGUUCGGCAUUCUGUAUAGCGAUUAUUGGACAAGUUGGGGAAGUCCUACAGGAAUACCGGCGAUAUUAUUGGCUGGAUGUCCCGAGGAUAUUUGUCGACUUCCAUUCUGGUCGAUUCGAGAGACCUCGAGACCAAGGAGUGACCAUGACCCUAUCGUUAUAACCACCUGCAUGGAAAACCAUUAAAUAUCGGACACGAUGAAUAGCCUGACACCUGAAUCGCCAUCCGACAUUCCGUCAUUCGUUACGGUUUCGCGAGUAAAUGGCAAGGUGGUUCCUUUCGUUAACACCUCGUGGAAUUUUCCAACGCGGCGAUUAAAAGUUCCCAAAAAUUGAUAAGCAUCGAAAUUUACGGAUUGAUUAUUAGGACGCCCGAAGCGCGUACACCGCGUAAAUAUUUGUUGCAAUAAUCCGCACCCGGCGUAUAUUGCGUUAAUUAAACCGGCAGGGAUGAGCGUUUAUUACGAGCAAUUUGGUAGUGUUUGUUCUAACUCAGGGCUUGCAAGUUACGGGAAUAAAUCUGCUCUAAAGAUGCGCUUAAAAGUUGGCUCUUUCGAGGCAGGAGGUCUAUCGAGCCGGUCUUCUUCGCCCGAGGUCAAGGCUGCGGAUUCCACAUUGUUUCGCAUCUUCGAUACGCAUUAGGCUUUAUCCCUCCAUUGUAAGGAAAAUGCCUGAU
Messenger RNA from Orussus abietinus, 3787 nucleotides. Its product is annotated as adenylate kinase 7. Bases 321 to 2927 code for a protein of 868 amino acids. Gene Ontology annotation, biological process: nucleobase-containing compound metabolic process. The transcript is spliced from 13 exons. Gene Ontology annotation, cellular component: cytoplasm. The record is from RefSeq and is a predicted model, not a curated record. NCBI's taxonomy places the organism in Eukaryota, Metazoa, Arthropoda, Insecta, Hymenoptera, Orussidae. Gene Ontology annotation, molecular function: AMP kinase activity; ATP binding.